This is a messenger RNA of Cladocopium goreaui, 584 nucleotides long. The record is from the annotation of a GenBank genome assembly. Lineage: Eukaryota; Dinophyceae; Suessiales; Symbiodiniaceae.
AGCCACUGAGCCGACCGCGACGAAAACUCGACAAACUGCCCCCCGCGACGCAGCCUGCGCUGAGUUCCAUUGGUUUGUGUCGCCAUGUCCUCUGCGGUGGGAGAUGAGAUGGAGCUGAGGCGACGCAAGGUGCAGCAAGACGCGGAGCAAAAGAAGAUCGAAGAGCAGGAGGCCCUCCAGAGCCAACAUGUGCUAAAGGACAAGGCCACAGGCGAAGGAGAUGUGGAUGAGUUGGACAAGGAAUAUGUCGAAUAUUUCAAGAAGAAGUAUGGAGAAAAUCCCCGCUCCGACAUCAUGGGCAUUGAUGGCUGUGCUCUCUUUGUGCUUAUCUACAUCGUGGUGGCUGGCGUGGUCUUUACAAUUAUCUUCCUUUCGAUGUAUGCGAGGCAUCGGGACAUCUUCGCCAACAUGCCCUUGCCCGGCUUUAAGUGACUCGCAUCGGCCGAAGCUUGGCCCGGCCGCCAGAAAUUCAGUGCCGUUGAUUUGACCGUUCCAAAUGGCCAGGGAUCCAUGAAGGGAUCCCCAGAGAGUCCAGGAAAACCUCUGAUGCCCGGGUGACAGAUGGAACUUUGUUUUUGUUUUGC